Molecule: messenger RNA, 1038 nt
Organism: Paramecium sonneborni
Lineage: Eukaryota; Ciliophora; Oligohymenophorea; Peniculida; Parameciidae
Source: the annotation of a GenBank genome assembly
AUGCUUCAUUAAAAUCAAAAAAAAACUGCAAUUUCAACUUAGAAAAGAAAAUAUUGGACUUACUAAGAAGAUAAAUUAUUAGAGAAGGCUGUUAAACUGCAUAACUCAAAUUGGAAAACGAUAGCUGAAUAUUUUAUAGGAAGAAAUGGGAGUUAGUGUUCGUAAAGAUGGAAAAGAAUUAAACCUCCAACCGUAAAGAUUAAUUCCUUAUUAUUAGAUUGAAAAAAAAAAUUUUUGGACUCCUGCCGAAGAUGACUUUCUUAGAAGACUUGUAACAUAACAUAAAUUUGAAUGGAAGAAAAUAACAAGCUUCAUGCAAAAUAGAACAACAAAAUAGGUUCGAGAACGCUAUAUCAAUCAUUUAGAUCCUCUUAUCAACAAAAGACCAUGGACAUUAGAAGAGGAUUAAUCGUUGUGGUCAUUAUAUUAAUAGUAUGGACCAAAAUGGUCGAAAAUUUCAUAAAUUCUCCAAGGGAGACCUGUAAAUUUUUAUUUAAUUGACUUUUUAGGAGAACACAAUCAAAAAUAGAUUUUAUGGACAUAUAAGAAAAUUUUAUGCAAAAUUAGAAAACCCAUAUUAUAUUGUUCCUAUAAGAAAUAGAAGUAUGGAAAAGGAUUUCAAACAAGUUAUGAGUAAUAAAAAUUUUUCUUCAAUCUCUUAAGAUAAUAAAUCUAAACAAAUUCACUCAAGUAAUACUUAGAUUAUAUAAAAUAGAUAAUAAAAAAAUUCUUCUUAAUUAAGAAGAUGAAAUUCUAGAUAUUAGUUUUUAAAGCUACAAAUUUUUAGACUCUAAAAUAGAUAUUUAAGAUGAAGAUAUUGAAGAAUUCUCAGAUUCUGGAAAACAUAUGAUAGAAGAUUCACAUGUUAAUAGACUAUGCAAAAGUUUUACUUAAGAAUUUCAUGAUGAAGAUUCCUUUUUGAACAUUGAAAACCGAAUCAUUACCUAAACUUUUGAAUUUUAUUUUUAUUAAAGUUAGCAAAGUACGAUAGAUGUCAAUCAAAGUGAAAGAAUUUUUGAAAAUGAGAAUUUGAAAUGA